Molecule: messenger RNA, 1666 nt
Organism: Hydra vulgaris (swiftwater hydra)
Lineage: Eukaryota; Metazoa; Cnidaria; Hydrozoa; Anthoathecata; Hydridae
Product: adenylyl cyclase-associated protein
Biological process (GO): actin filament organization; cell morphogenesis; cytoskeleton organization
Cellular component (GO): cytoplasm
Molecular function (GO): adenylate cyclase binding; actin binding
Source: RefSeq, a predicted model, not a curated record
GUUGAGACAAUAUGACCACGCGAAAUACAACAACAAGUUAAGAAUUCGCGAAAACACCCUUCGUAAUCGUCUUCAAACAUGGAACAGUUAGUAAGUCGCCUGGAGGCAGUUACUAAUCGUCUUGAGGCUGUAGCUUCUCGUAGUGGGGGUGGCUCUGUAAAAGUUGUUGCAGAUGAUGAUCCAGCUUGGUUUGAUGAUUUUAAAGAAUAUAAUGCAAAGACUUUAACUGGCUUUGUCAAUAGUACCAUAGCUCUUGGUGGUGAUUUGGAACAUUUGGGCAAGUUAGUUGAUGAUGCAUUUCGUUCCCAUAUGACCUUACUGGAGAUAGCUGCACACCAUAAUCGUCCGAGUCAGGCUGAUUUCGAGGCAUUAUUAAAACCUUUAAGUGAAGCCAUAUCCAAAGUACAAGAUUUUCGGGAGAAGAACAGAUCAAGUAAACAGUUUAAUCACCUGUCUGCUAUUUCAGAAGGACUUCCAUUUUUAGGUUGGGUUGGCGUGGCACCCAAGCCUGUUCUAUAUAUUCAACAAAUGGAAGAAUCUGCACAGUUUUAUACAAAUAAGUUAUUGAAGGAUUUCAGAGAAUCUGAUCCUAAGCAAGCUAAUUGGGCUACUUCAUUUAUUCAACUGCUGAAAAGUUUUUCAGGUUAUGUUAAGGACCAUCACCAGGCAGGAUUAACGUGGAACAAAGAAAAACCUGCAGCUACACCUGCAGCAUUAACUUCUAAAAAACCAACUAUUUCUUCAAAACCAGCUGUGCCUCCAGGGCCACCUGGUGGUUUUGCACCUCCACCACCUCCACCUGUGCAAGCUCCUACUGCAACUCAUACAUCUGUUGAAAAUCAUGGUGCUGAAGACUCACGAUCACAAUUAUUUGCACAGCUCAGCAAAGGAAGUGACAUCACAUUAGGGUUAAAGAAGGUUACAGAUGAUAUGAAAACUCAUAAGAAUCCUGAACUCCGUAAUCAACCACCUGUGAAAAGCUCAGUAUUAGACCCUAAACCUUAUGCUCCCCCUAGUCUUAAAAAGUUUAGUGCUCCUAUUUCGAAGCCUGUUAAAAAACCAGCAGUAUUUCAGUUGCAAAAUAAAAAAUGGCUCAUUGAACAUCAAGAAGGAAAUAAUCAUUUAGAAAUUGCACAGUGUAAUGACAAACAAACUGUUUACAUGUUUAAGUGCAAUCUAUCAACUCUUCAUGUCAAGGGGAAAGUCAAUUCAAUUAUUUUAGAUAGUUGUGAAAAAUGUAAUGUAGUGUUUACAGACGUCAUCGCUACAUUUGAAUUUACAAAUUGCAAAUCUUGCAAAGUACAAAUCGAUGGUUUCGCACCGACAAUUUCAAUUGAAAAGACUGAUGGUGCUCAAGUUUUCAUUAACCCUGCUUGCUUAGAAUCACAAAUUGUAACUGCCAAAUCAAGUGAGAUGAAUAUUUGUGUGAGAAAACCUGACGGAGAUUUUACUGAGUAUCCGCUUCCUGAACAAUUUAAAACUGUUUGGAGUCCUGCAUCUAACAAGUUUUUAACAAGUACUAUGGAUCUCAACCUUUAGAUACCAUGAUAAACCGAAUGUUUUUUUUAAUUGUCAUCUAAUGCGUCAUGUGAAUGUUGUUACUUUUGUAUAUGUUAAAUUGAAUCUUCUAUUGUAAAUUUUAUGUAAAACUUUCCCAAAAAUGUUU